Tremella mesenterica DSM 1558 is the source of this 1872-nucleotide messenger RNA. RefSeq lists its product as uncharacterized. The record is from RefSeq and is a predicted model, not a curated record. Gene Ontology annotation, cellular component: membrane. Bases 1 to 1872 code for a protein of 623 amino acids. The transcript is spliced from 14 exons. Gene Ontology annotation, molecular function: carbohydrate:proton symporter activity. Gene Ontology annotation, biological process: transmembrane transport; carbohydrate transport. Lineage: Eukaryota; Fungi; Basidiomycota; Tremellomycetes; Tremellales; Tremellaceae.
AUGCCUGCACCCACUCGUCGAUCAGUGAUCAUCGAUCAUCGACUUCAAGGUGGACCGAGGAAAGUCAACUUUACAAUUGCUCCCAAGUCCGAAAUAUUGGUCAGGCUAUCUAAGAAUAGAGUUGGGUCAAGAGGUCGAGAAGAAGCAAUCAGCGACAAGCUCCUUCAUCGCCAUGUGCCUGGUGCUAUAAAGUCGAAACUCGGGAUCUAUUCACCAGGCACAGAAACGUCUCGUCUUUCCGACCUUGGGUUAAUCACCUGCCGAUCGAUCGGUAACUCCGCCCUCGAAGAUCCAGAUCGACUUCCAAAUAACCUGCGCUCGCUAGAAGAGGAUCCAGGUGCGAAGCAGGAAUAUCACGUUGUUCAUAAUAGAGACUCAUACCCAAGCAAGAUGGGUUUCUUCGAUAAUCUACGCCACUGGGAUCGAUUCAGAGUUUAUCGAUACAUUCUUCUCCUAUGUCUAAGUUUGAGUGGUGACGGAUGCUCGAAGAACCAAUGGAUCGGUCCUGUUUACUCCCUUGGUCAACUAGUGAGAGGUCUCAAAGCCGCGUUCUUUCUCGAUACCAUGGGUCGAAAACCCACUUUGGGGAUUGGGGCAUUGACGAUGCAACUUUCCACUGCGUUGUUAGUAUGGAGCGGUAGUUUCGCAAUCGUUAUUGCUGCUCGAGUCAUUGAAGGGGUAUCGAUCGGAUUUCUUCUUCUAGGCUAUCAAAUCUACGCGGUUGAAAUUGCCGCAAAGGAAGAUAGAGGUUUUGUCUCUUCUUUUCUUAUUGAUGACUGGAAAUUUCUUCGGAUUAUUAGCCCUGACUUAAAGGCCGGGAUCAUUUAUGGAAUCUCUUAUUCUACCUCGAACAUUGGAUGGAGGGCGGCUUUGGGUGUGACGUUUAUACCCGCUACGAUCCUACUUAUGGUCUUACCGUGGGUACCAGAGUCGCCUCGUUAUCUAUACGAGAAAGGUAAAGAAGAAGAAUGUCGUCGUGUUGUCGGUCGAUUACAUGGAUUUCAUAUGCAAGAUGGUAACAUGAUUUUAUCCGAAGCUGCUCAAGUCGAAUUUGAAGCUAUGAAAGCUGCUAUUUCAUGGGAUCAAGAACAUGGUCAGGAUAAAUGGUCAGCAUUGUGGAACUCGAAAGCCGCUAGGUAUAGAUCUUUUGUUGCUAUCUCUUCGCAAUCUUGGUGGGCAUGGAACGGAGGUUCAAUCUUCACAUAUUACUACACCAUCAUUUUCACCGCAGCAGGAAUAACAGAUCCUCACAUUCAAUUCGGUAUAGCAGGAGCCAAAAUGCUUCCUGACGUUUGGGGAAGACGUACGAAUUAUCUUAUUGGAACUGGUCAAGCUUGUUUAUGUUUGUUGAUACAGGGUGGUGUAGUUUUAGGGAUAUUUGAUAAAGGAAAAGUGAAUCAUUCAGCCGGAGCUGGUUUCGUUAGUGUUUAUAUUAUUCAAUGGUUCUUAUGGGUUACGUUUUUCUCACCUGUGGUAAACAUGUUACCUGCUGAAAUCUAUUCUGCAGGUCUUCGUGCUCGUGGAUAUGCUAUCGCCAACGUAGCUUCCAUGGGAGUUGGUUUCGCUACUCAAUAUUCGGCUUUACCAAUGUAUCGACACAUGCACGGUUGGGUAUGGAUCUUCUUUGCUGGUUGUAUGGCAUUUGCGUUCAGUGUGAUAUAUCUCACUUAUCCAGAGACUAAAGGAUUGACAUUGGAAGAAGUAGAAAUCAUAUUUGGUACAGGUGCAGGACAAAGGGUGAAACAAGCACUUGGGAGAUCUUCCCCUGACACUCAUACGAAUGUUCGUUAUCCUUCAAACGACGAUGGGUGGGAUAAAGGAGAGACUAAUUCCAUUGGCAAGGUUAUUGACGAGAGAAGAGAGGUUGCUUGA